UAAGAGAGCCUGCAGAGACGGAUAAUAAACCAUUCACAUGUAAUCCCUCCCCCUCAUACACACACGCACAGAUUGAGACACUUUGACAGACGGAGACUGGAUGCUUUGACAGCAGAGACAGGGCAGCUCUCUUUUUUUGAGCGAUCUGAAAUAUUUCCAUCUGUCAUCAGCAGAACUCAGAGGAGUAAACACACAAUGCAAAGUCAAGUAUUUUUGCCUGCCUGUUUGCUGCUGCUUUGGACACUGACAGAAAAUGCCCUUACGGUAAAAGUAACAACAGUAGGAGAUGGGAUUAAGCUGGUGUGUGAAGACGAAGGUGAAUUUCUAAACCAUGAUGGUUCAUCACUGUAUUUGCCAUACAGUGAUGAGAAUUCACGGGAGUACUCAUGUAACAACACCACAAAUGGAAAACUGCAACAAAUCUUUGUGAAAUUUCGGACCUGUGACAACUGCGUAGAGCUCGACACGGCUUCGAUUUUUGGCUUAGCUAUAGGAGAUGUGGUGGCUACAAUUGCAAUCGGACUGGCUGUCUAUCUCAUUGCGUCUCAUGCUCAGACUGGUCCAAUCACCUCUCACAAGAAAAGCUCUGAUAGACAGCAUCUUGUUCCAAAUGAAGUGAGCAGCAGAGCUCCCAAUGACCAUUACCAGCGUCUGAGACACAAAGGUGGUCAGAGAGACACGUAUGACGUAAUUAACAACAAAAAAUAGAGGGACGGUGGCUCACAGCCCGCGACCCCCGUUCAGCCUGCCUUUAUAUAAUUUCCUCUGUAUGAUUCUGUUUUAACGCUGGAUAUUUUAUCAUUUAUUCUCACUAUGCCUGUAACAUGAAGCUCUGAACAGACCACUUACAUAACAACUGAUUUGUUAACUUGUUGCUGUAUGUCAUAGUUCAGUAUCAGUCCUUGCUAUUUUGUUGUUAUAAAAUGUAGUACUUUCAUUGAUAAUCUAUGUCUUUCUCUUCAUAUACUGUAAGCAGGGCUGCUACAACAGCCACCUAACAUAAUGGCUUAAAAUGAAGUGUUUAUUUUGACAAACAAAGUUGACAUUACUGUGUUGCAAAAUUAAAGACUGGAAUAAAAACUGUGUUGUGUUGU
Molecule: messenger RNA, 1094 nt
Organism: Xiphias gladius (swordfish)
Lineage: Eukaryota; Metazoa; Chordata; Actinopteri; Istiophoriformes; Xiphiidae
Product: T-cell surface glycoprotein CD3 delta chain-like
Exons: 6
Coding region: 196-708 (170 amino acids)
Biological process (GO): positive thymic T cell selection; cell surface receptor signaling pathway
Cellular component (GO): alpha-beta T cell receptor complex; external side of plasma membrane
Molecular function (GO): transmembrane signaling receptor activity
Source: RefSeq, a predicted model, not a curated record